This is a messenger RNA of Tupaia belangeri chinensis (Chinese tree shrew), 2006 nucleotides long. RefSeq names its product UDP-glucuronosyltransferase 2B31. The transcript is spliced from 6 exons. The coding region runs from base 16 to 1659 and encodes 547 amino acids. Gene Ontology annotation, molecular function: glucuronosyltransferase activity. NCBI's taxonomy places the organism in Eukaryota, Metazoa, Chordata, Mammalia, Scandentia, Tupaiidae. The record is from RefSeq and is a predicted model, not a curated record.
UCCUUCCAUAAAAGCAUGAACCAUGACAAAGCACUGACUUGGAAAAUACCAUUGAAUUUCACCAAGAUGGCUACGAAAUGGACUUCAACCCUUCUGCUGCUACAGCUGACUUGUUGCUUCAGCUUUGGGAGCUGUGGGAAGGUGCUGGUGUGGCCGACAGAAUACAGCCAUUGGAUUAAUAUGAAGAUAAUCCUGGAUGAACUUACCCUGAGAGGUCAUGAGGUGACGGUUCUGACAUCUUCAGCUUCCAUUCUGGUCAAUCCCAAUGAAAAAUCCACUAUUAAAUUUGAAGUUUAUCCUACAGCUACAACUAAAGAUAAUUUUGAGAAUAUUUUCAUGCAAAUAAUAAACAAAUGGAUAUAUGACGUUCCAAGAGAUACACUCUUCGAAUAUUUUUCACAGAUGCAAGAAAUGAUUUCACAUUAUUUAGACCAUCUUCAAAAGUUAUGUACAGAAGUAGUUUAUAAUAGGAAACUUAGGACAAAACUAAUGGAUUCAAGAUUUGAUGUCGUUCUUGCAGAUCCUGUUAGUCCCUGUGGGGAGCUGCUGGCUGAAUUUCUUAAUGUAUCCUUGGUGUACAGUCUUCGCUUCUCCCAUGGAUACACAUGGGAAAAGUACACUGCAGCUGUUCCGUUCCCUCCCUCCUAUGUACCUAUCAUAAUGUCGGAAUUAACAGAUAAAAUGACAUUUAUGGAGAGGGUCAAAAAUAUGAUAUAUGUGCUUUAUUUUGACUUUUGGUUCAAAUCAUUUGAUAAAAAGAAGUGGGACCAGUUUUACAGUGAAGUACUAGGAAGGCCCACUACAUUAUUCGAGACCAUGAGGAAAGCUGACAUAUGGCUUAUUCGAACCUACUGGGAUCUUGAAUUUCCUCGUCCACUCUUACCCAAUUACGAUUUGGUUGGAGGGCUCCACUGCAAACCUGCCAAAGCCCUGCCUAAGGAAAUGGAAGACUUUGUCCAGAGCUCUGGAGAAAAUGGAGUGGUGGUGUUUUCUCUGGGGUCAAUGGUCAAUAACAUUACAGAAGACAGGGCCAAUGCGAUUGCAUCAGCUCUUGCCCAGAUUCCCCAAAAGGUCAUAUGGAGAUUUAAUGGCAAGAAACCAGCAACUUUAGGAACCAACACUCAGCUAUACAAGUGGAUUCCCCAGAAUGACCUUCUUGGUCAUCCAAAAACCAAAGCUUUUAUCACUCAUGGUGGCACUAACGGCAUCUAUGAGGCCAUCUAUCAUGGGAUCCCCAUGGUGGGAAUUCCUUUGUUUGCAGAUCAACCUCAAAACAUUGUUCAUCUGAAGGCCAAGGGAGCAGCUGUUAGAGUGGACUUCAACACCAUGUCAAGUACAGAUUUGCUCAAUGCAAUGAAGACAGUCAUUAAUGACCCUUCAUACAAAGAGAAUGCAAUGAAGUUGUCAAGAAUUCAACAUGACCAGCCAGUAAAGCCCCUGGAUCGGGCAGUCUUCUGGAUCGAGUUUGUCAUGCGCCACAAAGGGGCCAAGCACCUGCGGCCGGCUGCCCACGACCUCACCUGGUUCCAGUACCACUCUCUGGAUGUGAUCGGGUUCCUGCUGGCCUGUGUGGCAUCUGUGAUAGUCAUCAUCUCCAAAUUUUGUCUGUUUUGUUGGCAGAAAUUUGCUAAAACACCCAACAAGAAGAAAAAGGAGUAGUAUAGCUAAGAAAUGAUGCUACUGUGCCUAUUAAUACGAUUUACAAAUACUCAAAAAUCUUUAACAUCCUUUUGCUGCAAACUCUUCCAGUUUUAACAUUUUCCAUAGUAACAAUCCAAAAAUGAGAAUUUUUACAACUCAUUCUUCUGUAUGUUUUUGGAUACUGGUAGUACUACUUGGCCAUUACUCUACAUCCAGUUUCAAGAUUGUUUUUUAUAAACAACAAUGUAUUUAGUUUCUUCAUACCCAGUCAUUUUUCAGUGGAACAUAUGUGGAAAUCCUACUAUAAUGACUUCUCAUUGCUUCAUAAUAUAAAUGUAAACUAUGCAGGGAAAUCUUUGGGUUUA